AUGGUUAUCACUCGUAGUCAAAGUUCAGUUGCUGCAUCAACAGCAGCAGCUUUAAGAUCUAUAUAUAAAAUAAGCAAACAACCAGAAUCAUCAACUCGUAGUCGUCCAGUUAAUAAAACGUCAAAAAGAUCACCAUCACCUUCACCUCCUAAUCCUAUUCAUCGUUCUUGUUCAAAAUUAUCUAAGAAAAUCUUACGUAAUAAUAAUGUUAGUAAUACUAUAUCAUUUACUGAUUGCGAGACAAUUACACGUACACGUUCUUCAUCAUCUAAUUCUUCAUCUGCAUCUUCUAUCAGCUCUUCUCGUUCUUCAUCAGCUUCAUCUUAUACUGAUUCCUCUUGUUCUUCAUCUGAUUCAAGUACUAUAUCAUCUUCAUCAUCAGAUUCUGAUUCACCUAAAUCCACACCAAUAUCAUCAAUAAUUGAAAAUAUGACUAAGCUAGAAAUCAAUAAUAGAACUGAUGAAAUACCAGCUUAUAAAUAUGUUGAAUCAAAUAAUGUUCCACAUUCACAUGAUGAAGGUCAUGAUCAACAAAAAGUUGCAAUAUUUAAAUCACAAUUAAAAUUUAUUGGAAAAAAUAAUCGAACUAUACCUUCAUCAAAAUUAAUUAAUCAAUUAGCAACUGAUAUGAAAUUAACUGAUACACAAUUGGGUAUGAUUCCACAUCGAGAUACAUUACGUAGAAGUGUCUAUCAUGCCAGAAGUAAAACAAUUCCACCACUUCCAAAAUCUAUUAACUUUGUGAUUCCAGCUGCAUAUGCAACUACUUCGUCAAAUGAAAAAUUCAUAUUUUUUGAUCAUUUAUAUGCAAAAAAAACCAAGAGAAUCAUAGCAUUUGCGAGUCCAAUGCAGCUAAAAAUUUUGUUUAGUUCAAAAUUAAUUUGUAUUGAUGGAACAUUUUCAAUUUGUCCGAGAAAACAUAAACAGUUAUUAAUUAUUCAAACCAUCGAUCAAGAAAUGUAUGAUGCAACACCUGUACUCUAUGCUCUUUUAAAUGAUAAAAAGGUUUACACUUACACAUUAUUAUUUCGAGCAUUAAAAAAUACGGCAAAACAAAUGAAUAUGAAAUUUGAACCUGAUAAAAUAAUAAGUGAUUUUGAAAGUGGAAUUGUUUCAAUUGUAAAAAAAGAAAUUCCAAAUACAAUUCAUCAAGGUUGUUUAUUUCAUCUAUAUCAAAGAUUAACAAAAAAAAUGAAGAAAUUUGAUUUAUGGUCUCAUUAUAAGAAUAAUGAUGCAUUGCAUUUAUUUAUUAAAAAAGUUAUGGCUAUUGUGUUACUUAAACCACCAUUAAUUGAUAAUGCAUAUGAAUUAUUAGUCAAUCAAUACUUAAAAUUGAACCAACUAAAACAAUUUCGUGUUCAAUUAAAAAAAUUUAUGUUUUACUUUCAUCAACAAUGGAUGAAAUUAGAAAAUAGGACAAUGAUUAGUUUUUAUGAUGUUGCUUUCAAAACAAAUAAUUGGUCUGAGAGUUAUAAUGCAGUACUAAAACGACGAGCACAACAAAGUCAUUUAUCUAUUUGGACGUUAAUAGAACUUUUGGUUACAGAAGAAACUGCUGUACGAAUGAAAUACUUUCAACUGUUAAAUGGAAAAAAAAAGUCUAUUAACAAAACUGUUCGUAAUGGUGUUCUUGAAAUAAAUCAAAAAAUUAUUGAAUUUAAUCAACAAUUUGAAGAUAAUGAAAUUGAACUUGAUGGUUGUCUUACAUUAAUUUCCUCAUUAGUCGGUGUUAAAUACGGCCAAUGGCGUAAACAAUUAAAGAAAAAUAAAAGAAGAAGAAAAUAUGAUAGCGGUGAUGAUCAUGAUAAUUGA
Molecule: messenger RNA, 1812 nt
Organism: Rotaria sordida
Lineage: Eukaryota; Metazoa; Rotifera; Eurotatoria; Philodinida; Philodinidae
Source: the annotation of a GenBank genome assembly